UUGUGACUUGUUCAAAAUUGUUUACAUUGAUCAAUACAAAUUAAUUAUUUAACGUUUUAAUGAUAAUUACUUAACUUAUUAAGUUCAUAAAAAAGUACAACUAAAAGUGAUUAAUAUGGAUCUCAAGCUGUGCCGCUUAUGUGGAGAAACAGUCGGAAACGUAAAUGUUUUUGAUACCGACCAAAAUGGUGUCUCGAUAUGUUCAAAAAUCAUGCAUUGCUGCUCCAAAAUCAAAAUAGAAAAUUAUGAUGGACUGCCUUCUGUUAUUUGCGUCUGCUGUGAACAAGAUUUGGCUACAGCUUACCGAUUUAUAUUGAAAUGCGAGGCCACUGAUAAGACUCUGCGGUCUCAAUAUUUGGAAUCCAAACACAACACUGUAUUGACUAAAAUAGAAAUAAAAUCUGAAGAUUAUGAAUUUAAUAAUAGUGAUCAUGACCUGUCUAUGAAUUACAACUCGUAUGAUGAAUUAGAUGUGCCUCUUGCAGUUGUAAGCAAAAGAAUAAAACUGGAAAAUACAAAAUCAUGUAAAAACAAAAGUAAAGGUUUUCCAAAACGUAAAAAGAAAAGAAAUAAACAGAAAGGCCCUGAGAACUGUUCCGUGUGUGGAAAGGAAUUCGCUAACCCUUCCACACUGUUAAUUCACAUGCGAUCUCAUACUAAUGAAAAGCCCUACCAAUGCAAAUUCUGUGAUAAAAGAUACAAAAACGCGGGUAGUCUAAAAAGACAUUCAGUCAGAAAUCACAUGAAAAUAAGAGCCAGGAGAUUUAUCUGUGAGAGUUGUGGCAAAGGGUUCUACACGAAGACGGAUAUAAUAAUCCAUUUGCGGACGCAUACAGGGGAAACUCCGUAUUCCUGCUCGGAGUGCCAGGCUGUGUUCACCCAGCUGAGCUCGUUGAUAAGGCAUAAAAAGAAUCAUCUAGGAGAAAAAACAGAAGCUUGUGAUGUAUGCUACAAAAAGUUCAUUACAAAAGACUCACUAAGAAGACACCGAAUGGUUCAUACUAGCAGUAAACAAUAUUCAUGUAAUAUUUGCCUAGGAAUAUUUAAGUAUAAACAAAACCUCACCAAACAUUACAAGGUCCACUCUGAACCGAAUAGUUUUGUAUGUAAUCAUUGUGGCCGUACGUUUAAUUCGAAAGGGAACCUUAAGACUCAUAUGGACAGACUACACUCUGAAAAGUCUGGUUACUGCAAUACAUGCUCUAAGAUUGUUUCAAACCUUGAGGUGCAUAUGUGGAAGCACACUGGAGAAAGGCCACUCAAGUGUGAACUUUGCACUAGAAGUUUUUGUGAAGUGAGAGCGCUUGCCCACCAUAUGAACUUUCGUCACAAUAAGACUGAUAAAUUCAAAUGCACAGUUGAAGGCUGUCUAUGUGGCUUUCCAUCCCGCCCAAUGCUCGAAUAUCACAUUGCCAAAGUACAUGAAAGUUGCUUUAAAUAUCCAUGUGACAAGUGCUCCAGAGGUUUCUACAGAAAAAAUGAUUUGGUCAGGCACAAAAUAGGAACUCACAAGGAAAAGUUGAUGUAGUUAUGAUUACUUGUAUUUGUUUAAAGAAACAAUAAAAUUCCAAAAUAAAAAUGUACCUAUUACACUGGUCAACAGUGGUU
Messenger RNA from Ostrinia furnacalis (Asian corn borer), 1608 nucleotides. Its product is annotated as zinc finger protein 429. The coding region runs from base 116 to 1528 and encodes 470 amino acids. NCBI's taxonomy places the organism in Eukaryota, Metazoa, Arthropoda, Insecta, Lepidoptera, Crambidae. Gene Ontology annotation, biological process: regulation of transcription by RNA polymerase II. The transcript has a single exon. Gene Ontology annotation, cellular component: nucleus. The record is from RefSeq and is a predicted model, not a curated record. Gene Ontology annotation, molecular function: DNA-binding transcription factor activity, RNA polymerase II-specific; zinc ion binding; sequence-specific DNA binding.